ACAACUUCCACCGGCGCACACCACGAAGACACUAUCAACAAUCGCCGACCCAGCACCAUGUCGCCCGACCGCAAGCUCAACAGUUUCGAAAAGUGGAUUUACGGCUACUCAGACGCGUCCUCAGAUCAGCGUUCCCUGUACCAGCUCGAUCAGUCCAGGUUGACGAAGCCCCCUCCCGACAUGAAGUUUGCGAUCCCCCUGCGCCUGCCAGCCACCAACCAUAAAUUGAGUCAUCGAAACAGGCCAUUCUAUCAGAACACCGUCUUUGCGAGCACUAGUCUUGCCAUGGUGGAGAGAUUUCUCACCGACUAUGCGUGCGCCCCACCGGUCUGGAUGCAGGGAAUCGCCGUCUACUACACCGAACGGCCUCAAUGGUGGGACGAGGAAACUAUGGACUCCUUCAAGCGAUUUUCGGUGCGGUUCUCGACUUCGAAGGUUUACCCUCUGUGGGCCCAGGAGGAUACCCACUUGGUGGAGUUGGAGUCAAACAUCGUGGCGUUGGAGCUGGAAGUUUUGGAGAAGGUCGUUGGGUUCAAGAUGGAUGAUUCGCUCAAGCGGCCGACCUGGUGGAAGUCGGAGAGAAUGGGAAGAUGGGGAGCCAAAUUCAACCAGCGUACCUGGAAGGAGGUCAGGAAUGUCAUGGUUGCGAAGGAGAUUCCAGUCUUGCACUUGGGACUUGUCCAGGCUGAUGCUCGUAAAUGA
Tricharina praecox is the source of this 702-nucleotide messenger RNA. RefSeq lists its product as uncharacterized. The transcript has 2 exons. The record is from RefSeq and is a predicted model, not a curated record. NCBI's taxonomy places the organism in Eukaryota, Fungi, Ascomycota, Pezizomycetes, Pezizales, Pyronemataceae. The coding region runs from base 58 to 702 and encodes 214 amino acids.